GCAGCUGUUGGAGGAGGAGAGUGAGACAAAGAAGGAGCGAGGGGCUGUCCUUACUUGCUCUUCAGUGUGAAGACUGAAUGUGGGAGGAGGCAGGGGGAGAGGGAGAGCAGGAGAAAGAAGGGGAACAAGAAAGGAAAAGAGCAAGCAGGGAGUAACCACACAACUUGGGCUGAGGGACCAUGCAGCAGCAGCAGCAGCAGCGGCGGCGGCGGCGGUGGACUCUUCCCUGGCUCGGUGCUGUCCUGCUGGGGCUGAUGGGGCUCCUGGCGUCGGGCUCAGACUUCCAGCAUCACCGAUACGAGGACAUGGUGCGAGCCCUGUUUGCUGUGCAGAACGAAUGUCCCUACAUCACUCGCAUUUACAGCAUCGGGCGCAGCGUGGAGGGGCGCCACCUCUACGUGCUGGAGUUGAGCGACAACCCGGGCGUCCACGAAGCAUUGGAGCCGGAGUUCAAGUAUGUGGGCAACAUGCACGGCAACGAAGUGCUCGGCCGUGAGCUGCUCAUUAAGCUCGCCCAGUUUCUGUGUGAGGAGUAUCGGGCCGGAAACCAGCGGAUCAUGAGGCUGAUUCAUGACACGCGCAUCCACAUCCUGCCCUCCAUGAACCCGGAUGGCUACGAGGUGGCUGCCAGACAGGGUCCAGAGUUCAACGGCUACCUGGUGGGCCGAGGGAACGCCAGAGAAAUCGAUCUGAACCGGAACUUUCCGGACCUGAACGCGCUCAUGUACUACUACGAGAAAACCAACGGGCGGAACCACCACCUGCCGCUGCCGGACAACUGGGAGCAUCAGGUUGAACCAGAGACCAUGGCAGUCAUAAAAUGGAUGCAGAACUACAAUUUUGUCCUGUCAGCCAACCUGCACGGAGGAGCAGUGGUGGCCAACUACCCCUUCGACAAGUCGAGAGAUGCGCGCAUUCGAGGGAGAACCACGUAUGCAGCCACUCCGGACGACAAAAUCUUCAGACAGUUGGCGAGGACCUACUCAUACGCUCACAGCUGGAUGCACAAGGGAUGGAACUGUGGGGACUUCUUUGAAGAGGGGAUCACCAAUGGGGCCAGCUGGUACUCUCUGUCCAAAGGCAUGCAGGACUUCAACUACCUGUACACCAACUGUUUCGAGAUCACCCUGGAGCUGAGCUGUGAUAAGUUCCCCCCGGCAGCAGUGCUACCUAGGGAAUGGCUGGGCAACCGAGAAGCGCUGGUUUCAUACCUGGAGCAGGUGCAUCAUGGGAUAAAGGGCAUGGUGUAUGAUGAAAACAACAACCCCAUCAGCAACGCUGAGAUCUCAGUUGCUGGCAUCCACCAUGACGUGACCGGCGGAGUGGAUGGCGACUUUUUCAGACUCCUGUUACCAGGCACCUACACUGUGACAGCAUCGGCCCCGGGUUACCUCCCCUCCACCAGCACUGUCACAGUGGGACCAGCUGAGGCCAUACAGCUUCAUUUUUACUUGAAAACAGCACCAAAACAAAACCUGAAAGUGAAGCCCCACAACAGCAAGAAGAACCUCUCAUCUCCCAAGGCCCCCUUAAAGCUCGGCCCCAGAUGAGACAUGGACAAUUAUUAAGAAGUCUCACACACGCGUGCACACACACACACACACACACACACUGAAAGGCCCACAUACUGUAAAAAAAAAAAUGCACAAACACACAUUCACACUCACACAAAGACAUCCAAUUUAUUGAAAUGGUAAAUGACCUUUGUAGUCCUAUGAUUAUGUAUUGUAAACCACGUGUUUUGUUGAUAAAUAUAAACUGUUUCUGUAUUAAGGAAUUGUUGCAAACCUGGUGUAUUUAUGUAACAGCCAUGAUUUGUAUGAACACGGCUGUCCUGUAUUUGUAAUGGACUUUUUGGAUUUUGAUUUCUAUAAUUGGAUGAAAAUUGAAAGUGAAAAUAAAAGACUGUUAUUGGUGUCAUAAUUAA
Messenger RNA from Scophthalmus maximus (turbot), 1927 nucleotides. RefSeq names its product carboxypeptidase N, polypeptide 1 (gene cpn1). The coding region runs from base 180 to 1550 and encodes 456 amino acids. Gene Ontology annotation, biological process: proteolysis. The record is from RefSeq and is a predicted model, not a curated record. The transcript has 10 exons. Lineage: Eukaryota; Metazoa; Chordata; Actinopteri; Pleuronectiformes; Scophthalmidae. Gene Ontology annotation, molecular function: metallocarboxypeptidase activity; zinc ion binding.